Saprolegnia parasitica CBS 223.65 is the source of this 922-nucleotide messenger RNA. RefSeq lists its product as hypothetical. Lineage: Eukaryota; Oomycota; Saprolegniomycetes; Saprolegniales; Saprolegniaceae. The coding region runs from base 1 to 873 and encodes 290 amino acids. The transcript is spliced from 4 exons. The record is from RefSeq and is a predicted model, not a curated record.
AUGGGCUACGCCACCACCGCGAUCCAAGAGUCGUUUGUGAGCGUCCGGUCGCGCUACACGAGUCUCAUGCGCCACCGUGACGAGUACUGCCGCGUCUUUGCCCUCGAAGACACGCGCAUCGUGUGCGUACUGCAGUCGCCCGGCGUUGCGCUCGGACCGUGGCACAAGCCGUCGUCGGCGCUCGUGCUCCUGCGUUGGAUGGCACGGAAACCGACGCGCACGGGCUCGCGAGCGCGCGAUUACCUCGUGCUCGAGUACAUGGAUACGAUUGUCGAUUCCAAGGGCGAACGGUGCUUUGCGCGCGUGUGGCAUUCGGUGACGCAUGCCGCGUUCCCGCCGCAGUACGGCUACGAGCGCCAAGUGCUUCUGCACUCGGGCGACGUUCUCCGCGAGAGCCUCGUGGGGCGGCCCGUCGUUUGUCGCCGGCUCAUGUUUCUCGACGUGCACUCGAUCAAGAGCGCGCUGCCCAAGUUUCUCUUUGCCCACCUCGUGCAGCGACAAGUGCGCGACGAGUACGCGUGCCACCUCGAUCGACUGCUAUGGGACUACAUGUCACCCCACGACGCAGACGAUGUGGGCGAUGCGAUUCUCGCACUUGGCGGCGAGGACGACGCUGAUGUCCACAUGCUCGAGUGCACGACCAAGUACGUUGCGACCGAGUGCGACCUCUGUGCCAAGGGCUUCCACUUGCUUCGUCUCAAGUACUCGUGCCUCGAUUGCGACAAGUCGGUGUGUCGGCGCUGUAGCCGAGGCUUCAUGCAGGGUACGUUGCGCAACCGAACGAUCGCAGACAUGAAGGCCAGCCGUGUCUGCUUUCGGUGCUGCAUUGAAAAGCGGGCAGGUGACCACGCUGGUGCGUCCCGCGCAGCGUAGCCGCUUCCCUUAGCGUUAAUUUAACUUUAUAUAUGCCCACGCACUGGCA